GACUCUGAAUUCGUAAAUAACUACCGUCUGAGUCGGGAAUUGUUCCAAACGCUGUGUGAAGAGAUUGUGCCGUUUCUUCCUCCAAGGAUACGACACCGGGGUAUUGAUCCCAUAAUGAAGAUUUUGGUAGUAUUAAACUUCUAUGCAAGGGGUAGUUAUCAAGGUGCCGUAGGCCUCAACAGCGAUGUACCCAUGGCACAGCAAACUGUGUCUAGGUGCAUCCAUGAGGUCACGGAUGCUUUGAAUCGAGCUGAGAUUUUGAGGAAGUACAUUCGCUUCCCACAAAAUAGGGAAGAAAGGAAUGUCAUCAAACAAAAAUUUUCCGAUAGAUAUGGGAUACCGGGGGUAUGUGGCUGCAUAGACUGCACCCACAUUAAAAUAAUAAGGCCCGCUGAACAUGAAGAGCGGUGCUUUAAUAGGAAACAUUGGCAUUCCAUUAACUGCCAAGUGAUUUGUGACUCUGAUUGCCUUAUAUUGAGUAUUGAUGCAUCAUACACAUCAUCAUACAUUGGGCAUAUGGGCCCAACAUGAGAUAAAAGCUCACAUGGAAGAACUCUCAAUACAGGGAGAGACUACAUACCUACUGGGUAAAUGUUCCAAAUAUAAAUUUAUCCAUUCUCAACCUAAACUAUCUCAAAGCCCAAAGCGAGGUGAUGGAUGUAUUAUGUAUGUUGGUAACCCAAAAUAAUAAUGUAUUAAUAAUUUCAUAACAUGUUCUACAGGUGACUCAGGGUAUCCUCUCUGGUCAUUCAUGAUGACUCCAGUGGACCAUGCAGUAGACGACUCACCUGAAGGGCGCUACAAUAUAAUUCAGAAACGUGCCCGUUCCACUGUAGAGCACACAUUUGGAAUACUAAAAGGGAGAUGGAGGUAG
Molecule: messenger RNA, 874 nt
Organism: Plutella xylostella (diamondback moth)
Lineage: Eukaryota; Metazoa; Arthropoda; Insecta; Lepidoptera; Plutellidae
Source: RefSeq, a predicted model, not a curated record